Cololabis saira (Pacific saury) is the source of this 1187-nucleotide messenger RNA. It is a transcript of the gene atp5f1c, whose product is annotated as ATP synthase F1 subunit gamma. Bases 52 to 936 code for a protein of 294 amino acids. Gene Ontology annotation, molecular function: proton-transporting ATP synthase activity, rotational mechanism. The transcript has 9 exons. The record is from RefSeq and is a predicted model, not a curated record. NCBI's taxonomy places the organism in Eukaryota, Metazoa, Chordata, Actinopteri, Beloniformes, Belonidae. Gene Ontology annotation, biological process: proton motive force-driven ATP synthesis.
CUCGAGGUUGCGCAUGCGCAGUCGUGCGUGUCUGACCUUCACCGACUCAAAAUGUUCGCGAGGAGCAGCGCCCUGGUUUUCCACCCACAAUGUGGGCAGGUCAGGAACAUGGCUACCCUGAAGGACAUCACCAUUCGAUUGAAAUCCAUCAAGAACAUUCAGAAAAUUACAAAGUCUAUGAAGAUGGUGGCCGCUGCCAAGUAUGCUCGCGCUGAGAGGCAGCUGAAGCCGGCCCGCGUCUACGGCACGGGUGCCAUGGCUCUGUAUGAGAAGGCUGAGAUCAAGGCGCCCGAGGACAAGGCCGCCAAGCACGUGCUCAUCGGCGUCACCUCCGACCGUGGACUCUGCGGCGCCAUCCACUCUGGUGUGGCCAAGUUCAUCAAGGCUGAGAUCGCCACCCUGACCAGCAUCGGCAAGGAGGUGAUGGUCGUAAAUGUUGGAGACAAGCUGAGAGGCCUGCUGCACCGAACUCAUGGGAAGCACAUCAUGUUGAACUGCAAGGAAAUCGGCCGUAAGCCCCCCACCUUUGGAGAUGCCUCCAUCGUCGCUACCGAGCUGCUCAACUCUGGAUACGAGUUUGACCAGGGCUCCGUUGUCUACAAUAGAUUCAGGUCUGUUAUUUCUUACAAGACGAGCCAGGCGCCAGUGUUUUCCAUUGACACAGUUGCCAACUCAGAAUCCAUGGGCAUCUAUGAUGACAUCGACGCUGAUGUGCUGAGGAACUACCAGGAGUUUUCUCUGGUGAAUGUUAUCUACCUGGCCAUGAGGGAGUCUUCCACCAGUGAGCAGAGCGCCAGGAUGACUGCUAUGGACAGCGCCAGCAAGAACGCCUCUGAGAUGAUCGACAAGCUGACCCUCACCUUCAACCGUACCAGACAGGCUGUCAUCACCAAGGAGCUCAUUGAGAUCAUCUCUGGAGCUGCUGCUCUGCAAUGAGGCUUGUCUUAAGAGGAGGUAACAUGGUGGAGUAGAGCUGAGUGUUAGAAUCCCUGCUGGGUUAGUUUUAGCGGUAGUAGUGUGUCACAAAUAUAUUUAAAAGACAUAGAUGGUAGCUUUACACAGUCAUCAGAUGCUUCUGAAAGUCACUUUUUUUUUUGCAUUUUAUUCUGUAUUUUUAUUCUGUUUUCUUUCUUUGCAGAUAAAUGGGAAGGAUAAUUUCCAUUGCUGAUAAACUCUUCAGAGAACUU